AUGUUUUCAUUUAUUUUUGGAUGCCCCCUAGGACGUUUCCCCCCAUUUUCCAUUUUCCAUUCCGAGGGGCCAAUCACCGCGAAGGGAUUAGAGGCUCUUUGGGCGUGUGGCACCACAAGAUCUUUGUCAUUGAACUUGAAAAAGUGCCGAGGAGUCGAGGAAACGUGCCGCAGACAACUGGCGAGUCGACCCUUUCAUCGCAUUUUGGGCAAUCCGACAUGA
Molecule: messenger RNA, 222 nt
Organism: Drosophila erecta
Lineage: Eukaryota; Metazoa; Arthropoda; Insecta; Diptera; Drosophilidae
Exons: 1
Coding region: 1-222 (73 amino acids)
Source: RefSeq, a predicted model, not a curated record